AUGUCUCCCACCUCUGAAGAUGAAGACCCAGUCGACGGGAAAGGAUCUAGCAGUAAGCCCGAAGAGGCGGCGACAACCGACGCCGCACAGAAACAGGCCACUAAAAGACGUACCAAGACUGGCUGUUUAACAUGUCGGAAAAGACGAAUCAAGUGUGGAGAAGAAAAGCCAGUGUGCAAAAAUUGUAUCAAAUCAAAGCGGGAAUGCGCCGGCUAUGUUCAGCCUCUGGUGUACAAGCAACAGACCCACGGACCUCCUCCCACAAUUCAUGACUCGAGAGAACGCAUUCUAUCGAUUCAAGAUGAAGGGGGAGGAUCUGGCGGCUUCUUCAAUUUACGUCUACAACAGGAGCAGCAAUACUUGGAAACGUACCCGGGUUUCGAUCCCGCAAUCCCAUCGCCUUACCAACAAUUACCUUUUGGUGCCAGUUACCAUGCUUUUCCUUUCGCUCUUCCGAACGACCCAUCUUAUACAACUGUUCCACAUGCGGGAGGCACAUAUGGGUGGCAGAAUACUCAGUAUCCUCGGGGUCAGCCGUAUCCGGGCAUGGUUGAUCCCACAGGAACAGGUGUACCAGGAUUUCCUAUGACGCAUGAUCCGACCGGAGCUUCUUCAAAUUCUUCUUUACCUCUUGAUCCACAAUUGCUGCGCCAACCGGGACAUACCGGUGCAAGUGCCAUUCCAACACCAAGUCAACCACCACUCCCGGCAUUUCCAGGUGAACACAGAUUUUCACAAGAGCUAAAUUUUGUACAAUCUUACCCUCAGGCAUCGAUUUCGCAACCUUAUGGUAUUUUAAAUGAAGCCAUAGACGAAGAAAAUGUGUCCAUCGCCGCGGGCCCCAUUCCUGACCCGCUGACCGUCGACGAUGACUACGAAGACUCAGACGAUCCCUUCGACGUGGAAAUGGAUGAACAAGAACAGGAUCUCUCAUUUCAAGAUGCGGCAAACAACCUCACAGAAAUCCUCGAUCGAUCGGGUCAGCGGGGUUGGCGAACUGCAAGACCUCAUGCUUCACGCCGGUCCCAGUACCAGACCGUCACCACCUUUCGACCGGCGAUGACAUUGUCGCCUUUACGAGAUGAGAGAAAUGAGCAUAUAUUCUGUCACUUUGUCGAAAUCACGAGUCAUUGUAUAUCCAUCUUCGAGAGACAUCAUUUUAGCCCUAUAUCGGCGCCGGCUCGGACUCUGUGGAAUUUUACCAUUCCGGCAUUGGCUCUGUCGCACCCGGCCCUCGCUCACGCGAUAUUGGCCUUGGGAGCAUUGCACCUGGCAAAACUACACAAUACCUCGGAAGACCCGGCUGUGAAGCAUUUUACUUACGCCGUUCGUCGAGUGGGAAAACUUCUCGGUCUCCCAAAACGGCGGCAUGAGAUCGCGACGUUAGCAACGGUUCUGGUUCUUGGCUUCUACGAAGUGGUGAAUGGCGAUCAUUCGCGAUGGAAUCUGCAUUUGUCCGGCGCCACCAAGUUGGUGCUGGAACACGAUUUUGCAGCAACGACUCGGACCGCCAGACGUAUGCGACAGGGCGCAAAGGCGAGAGUCAAUCAAUGGACCGCUCAAUUUGCAUUGACCGAAGAAAAUUACGCUCGCGUGGCCGGAAUUCCUCUUCCUUUGCUGGAUGAUAUCGAUUGGGAGGUUGAUGCGACCCUUGUCUCUCGGCUCACCGGAUACCCGGUGGACGACGACCACCAGGUUCAGCAUAAUUUCCCUCUGGUGGCUGAUCUGACGGAAAAGGAUAUUGAGGAGUUCAAGGCUAAAAUGGACUUGAGAUGGUGGUAUUGCAAACAAGACAUUUUCCAGAGUAUGGUCAGCGGUGAUCCGCUUCUGAUGCCGUUCGAACAUUGGAUAUACUGUCCUCCAAGAGGGCAAAUUGGCAGGUCUGAUAAUCCUUACGCCACUUUGGACCAUUUGCUACUGAUCAUGGCGCGACUGGCGGAAUUCGGGGGCCAAGAUCGCAUUCGGAAACAACGGGUUGUGACAUCCCAAGGAGGGCAAUGGAAACCACCCAAAUGGCUAUUUGGGCCUUCUGGACCUCCCGGCCGGCCGAAAGGGGUUGACGCUGGACGAUCCAAGCAGCCUUCCAGUCCCAAUACGGGCAAAGCUGGGGCUUCAGUGAGGUCUGCUGGCCAAACCGCUCAAAAGGCUUCACCGGCCCCUAGCGCUAAUGAGGGCAGAGUUCGACAGAGCAAACCAGGAUUGCCAGGUCCGGGCCCAACGGGAGGUCCUCCCAUGCUCGGCAUGAUACCGCCUUCCGGCGACACUCAGAUGCAUUCUGCCUUCAAGGCGAUGAAUACUCGUAUCAAUGAUCCCGCCUUCUCCAUCAAACAGGAAGAGAGGAAGUCGACGUCUCCAAGGUCUCCUCAAACGCUCGAGGAUGACACCACCCAGGCACUUACCGAACACACUGAAAUCAUCAAAGCCUUUGACCUCUUCGUGAAAUCACUCGGUCCCGAUUUCGAGCCUCUACCACACUCUGGCCCGCCGGUGACGACACCAUUUGGACCGGCCGUGAUGUACAAGAACGCGGCAGUGGCUUGUAUAUGGGCAUUUUACUAUACUGGACGCAUCAUGAUACAUCGUCUACAUCCUGAAAUGCCUCCGGCGGCGAUGGUAUCUGCUGGCGUAACCGCCCAUCUCACUCGAGAUUAUGCCCAGUCCAUAGGCAGGAUAUGUGCAGGACUUUACUCGACUCGGCAAUAUGGUCAGACCGGAGCCUUGGAUCCUAGUUUUGCCGGGGCUUGGAUGGAGAGCACGUUUCCGUUGCUCUUUGCUGGAAUCCAAUAUACCGACCCCGUUCAGCGAGGCUGGACCAUAAGCAAACUCAAAGACGUUCAGCGCAGGUGUGGUUGGCAAACAUCCGGUGCUAUCGCUGCCGCCUGCGAGAUGGCUUGGGAAAGUAUGGGUCGGGACGGAAAAGGUCCGCCGUAUGAACGUACCUUGGAUCUCAAGAGUAAGGAUCCCCGUGUGAGCGGUGCCUUCAAGAGAUCGGAUGGCCCUGCGGGGGAUAGCGGACGGGUUCCAAAUGCUGAGGCUGAACAUGAAUCUGAGUUUGUGAAUCAUGACCGGAGUUUGAUUGAUCGGUCCGGUUCUACCAGAACUCACUGGGCGCUGGGUUUACUCUCUGUCGAAGAGGACAUCAACAAGAUGAGCCUAGAAUCGAAGAGGUAA
This is a messenger RNA of Rhinocladiella mackenziei CBS 650.93, 3171 nucleotides long. RefSeq lists its product as uncharacterized. Gene Ontology annotation, cellular component: nucleus. Gene Ontology annotation, biological process: positive regulation of transcription by RNA polymerase II. Gene Ontology annotation, molecular function: DNA-binding transcription factor activity, RNA polymerase II-specific; zinc ion binding; transcription cis-regulatory region binding. The coding region runs from base 1 to 3171 and encodes 1056 amino acids. The transcript has 4 exons. The record is from RefSeq and is a predicted model, not a curated record. NCBI's taxonomy places the organism in Eukaryota, Fungi, Ascomycota, Eurotiomycetes, Chaetothyriales, Herpotrichiellaceae.